AUGAACAUUACGGUCAAAACGGGUGGGUUUGCCCAAGAACAGACAGAUGUCAUCGCCAUCGGCGUGCUGGAAAAUCCGGAUUUCUAUAGUGCACCGCUCCAAACUAUAGAUCAGGCACUCGGUGGACGCAUUCGCGAAUUAAUGAACCUCGGUGAUUUCACAGGCAAGUUAAAAACCACCAGUUGGCUCUACACAAACGGCGCAAUAACCGCGCCUCGCGUGCUGCUGGUGGGUUUGGGUGAAUAUCAUGACCUCACUGUUGAAAAGGUGCGUCAGACAGCCGGUCACGCGGUGCGGACGAUCCGAGAUAUGGGCUUAACCAACGCCGCGGUUCCGAUUCCUAUUGAAGCCACGCCUGAGAUGAUACAAGCCGCAGCGGAAGCCGGUCUCCUUGCACUUUAUCAGUUUGAUGAACAUAAAACGAGCAACGGUAAUGAGGAUGAAAAUAAAAAACUCGAAUCUCUCACGUUCUUAGCCGAAAACGAUCAGAGUCAGGCAACGGUAGAAGCAGCAGCCCGGCGCGGAGAAGUGAUAGCCAACGGUACACUGCUCGCCCGCGACCUGAGCAACCAACCCGCAAACUAUCUCACACCAACACAACUCGCUGAGAAGGCAGAAGCGGUGGCAGCAGCAGCAGGACUCGGUUGCGAAAUUUUUGACAAAGCCACCUUAGAGGAAAAAGGCUUCCGCACACUCCUUGCUGUCGCUCAAGGGAGUGCCGAAGAGCCACGAUUUAUUAUUCUCGAAUACACACCUGACGGCGAAGGGCAAGAUACCGUCGUGCUUGUCGGAAAAGGGAUUACCUUUGACACAGGCGGGAUCUCGCUCAAGGGCGGAAGCGGUAUGCAUGAGAUGAAGCAUGACAUGUCCGGUGCCGCCGCUGUGAUAGGCGCGAUGCAAGUCAUCGGUCAACUCAAACCGAACGUGCGUGUUAUUGGUGUGGUUGCUGCAACAGAAAACAUGCCGAGUGGGACAGCAGUUAAACCGGGUGAUGUUAUCACCUCCUACGGCGGCAAAACGAUUGAGAUUCUCAAUACCGAUGCAGAGGGACGUUUGGUAUUGGCAGAUGCGCUCGGAUGGACGGCACAGUAUAACCCGAAAGGUGUUAUCGACUUAGCUACGCUCACCGGUGCCGUGAUUACCUGCUUGGGACACAUUGCAGCCGGGGCAAUGGGGUACAGAUGA
Messenger RNA from Geodia barretti, 1185 nucleotides. The record is from the annotation of a GenBank genome assembly. Lineage: Eukaryota; Metazoa; Porifera; Demospongiae; Tetractinellida; Geodiidae.